Molecule: messenger RNA, 2412 nt
Organism: Micromonas commoda
Lineage: Eukaryota; Viridiplantae; Chlorophyta; Mamiellophyceae; Mamiellales; Mamiellaceae
Gene: ASN3
Product: asparagine synthase
Exons: 1
Coding region: 1-2412 (803 amino acids)
Cellular component (GO): cytosol
Molecular function (GO): asparagine synthase (glutamine-hydrolyzing) activity
Source: RefSeq, a predicted model, not a curated record
AUGACGCUCCACGUGCUCGGUCCGGACGAGUCCAUCGCGGUCGCGCCCGGCGGGCGCGUCCGCAUCGUCGCGCCCGACCACGCGUCAACGUCCGGCGGCGACGGCGGUCGCGACGCCGCCGACCGCAUCGAGCGCCUGCACGGGUACGUCGUGCGCGGCGAGGUCACCGCCGCGCCCGCUCUCAUCGCGCGCGGGCUCGUCGAGGGGACCACCUGGGAGGAACUCCACGCGGAUCUCGCGUCGCUCGGGGACGACGACGACGACGGCGACGGCGACGACGGCGACGCGGACCUUUCGAGCGCGGCGCGAUGGCUGCUCCGCCGACCGUCGCACGGCGGCUGCUUCAUCGCCGCCGUCCUGGACGCGCGCGGCACGUUCCGGCUGCGAACCGACACCCUCGGGCGAUGCCCGGUGCUCAUGCGCGACUUUGGAGGGGGCGUGUGGAUCCUCGGUUCGACCCCGGGCGGCGACGUACCGCACGUCAGGGACGGCUGGCGGUGCCAUCAUCCCCGACACGUCCUCGCCGUCGAUCCAAUCGCCGGCGACCUCGACCCGACGUGCACCGUCCGCGGCGACCCCACGCGCCGCCUGCCGCUCAUACCCCCGAACGUAGAACCCUGCACGAGCGGCACGGACGCGUUGCUCGCGUUUCGCGGUCCCGCGUUCGAACCCGACGCGGAUGGAGCGCCGACGAUGGAGACGAUCGAUCCCGCCAAUCUCGAUGAGGGCGUCCUCACGGCGGGGGACGACCCGGAUUGGGACGACGGGAUGGACGCUGCGGCCGAUCGUCUCGCGCGGGGUCUCGUCGCCGCGGUGCACCACGUCGCGACGCACCACCGGUGCACGCGCACGCGCCCGCUCGGGGUGCUGUUCAGCGGCGGCGUGGACUCGACGGCGCUCCUAGCCGUAGCGGUGAGGAUCGGGAUACCCGUCGUCGCCGCCACAGCGGGUUGGACGGGCGAAGGAACGAAGGAACCCCUGGACAUAUCCCCGGCUCGCGCCGCCGCGUUAAAGCUCGGCGCGAGGUUUGAGCUCGAGGAGGUGAGUCAAAUAAGCGAGGUGAUCGACGCGUUGCGUGCGCUGCAUCGCGUGGUGCACGGCAUGGACGUGGUCAAGGCUGGCGUGGCGCUGCCCGUGUAUUUCGCGGCUCGAGCGUUGGCGAGGACCGGGUGCGCGGCGGCGCUGGCGGGCGGCGGGAGCGAGGAGGUGAUGUGCGGGUACGCGCGUCACAGCGCGCGGCCGCGGGACGCGCAGAACCUGGGCCUGUCCGGGCUGAGGUCGCUGCACCACAGGGAUCUGCAGAGGGACUCCGCCGCGACGACGAUUUUCGGGGUGCCCGCGUACCAGCCGUUUCUCAGCGGCUUGGUCGCCGAGUUUGCGCAAAACCUGCCCACGCGGCUCAAGCUCAAACCCGGUGACGUGGAGAAGCGGGUGCUGCGCGUGGCGCUGGAGGGACCGCUCCUAAGCGUCCCGCGGUCGUUGACGCGCAGGCCGAAGCUGGCGGCGCAGUACGGGAGCAGGUUCAACGUGGCGCUGCAAAAGUUGGGUAAAGUGCUGGGAUUGGGCGCCCGGGGGGUUUCGUCCGACGCCGUCGCCGCGUGCGAGACGUUACCGCGCGAUUUCUCGUUCGAGCGGCGCCCGGACGGGGGGAUGGUGCACGGCGUCGCCAUCGUCCCGCCGCCCCCGCCGGCUGCGUGGGCCUUGCUGUACACCUCCGGGCACAACAGCGCGGCGACGUAUCACACGUCCGUGUUGCAGCGCAGGCGAUGCUGCUGCGUCGUGCCCUUUGCGAUUGAAACGGAUGAAACCGAUGCGAUUGAAACGGCUGAAACGGACGAGGACGUCGCUUUCCUGCGGCGAUGCGCGGCGCGGUUCGCGUCCGCCGUGGGGCUUCCGCUGUGGGAACCCGGGGUGCCGAGGUACACGCGAAGGGUCGCGAGGCACGCGGGGGUUGACUCUGGGGUUGAGAGCGGAGACGCGGAUUCCAUCUACGAGCCGCCGGCUUCGGUGGUGACGGAUUUUGCCGCGGCGCUGCAUCGCCUCAGGGAGGAAUACCCGGCGCUGGAGGGCCUCAUCGUCGGUCACGUUCACGACAUGCACGCGCUCCUCGCGGCGGAGGAGGCGUGCGACAGCGCCGGGCUCCGUUGCAUCGCGCCCGGAUGGGGCCAGCCGCAGAGCGGGGAGAUACUGCUCAAGUGCAGGGGCGGCGCAACCGAGAUGCUGGUAAUCAAAGGGGCGAGGCGCGGGGAGGUCAUCGCGGACCCCAAGGCGCUCAAGGCGCUCGUGGCGGACAACGGGGGGUACCUGGGCGUCGACGGGGACGCGAGGGGCGGGCCCGUGGACAUGAUACCGGCGCGGGCGGAGUUUUACCUCCCAGACCAGACGGUCAAACUGGACGAACUGCUGCUUUAG